AUAUUUUUAAAAUAUACCGAUCAAUGAACACUUUAAAAAAUAAACUUUUUUCUAUCAAACCGACAUGGAACAUCCAAAUAUUGUUAUUUUAGCUGAAAUAGUUAAAAAAAUCUUGAUGAAAAUUCCUCAACGCUCACAAUUAGUUAAACUUCAACAAGUUUCGAAAGUGUGGAAGCAAGAAUGUGAAGCAAUUUUAAAAUCUUUAGAGUGGGAAACAUUUUGUAAAAAGAAUAUUGAUGAAUUUUCAUUAUGUUCAGUCAUAACGACUACCUAUUUAAAAAUGCAAAUAAAAGGUUAUUACAGUAUUGGUGAUCAAAAAUUGUGGAAAACUAUCUUUGAUUGUUGUGGAAAUUGGCACCAGAUGUAUGAUGAUAAAUUAUACAUACUUUCAACAGACAAUAAAUGGACUCCUAAUUUUCUAGGAGACAAAGAUGAGUUUAUUACAUGUUUGGAUGUAUGGUCUUCUUUCAUAGCAAUUGGUUCAAAUCAAGGCAAUGUUUUUCUAUUUGAUGCCGAUAUGAUGAUCAAUCCAUUUAUUAUAAUUCCAUCACCAAGAGAUUUUGUGAAAAUUGUGAAAUUUUGGUACACUGAGCAUGGAAAACUGUUGUUGAUCCGUUCAUACAUACACACAAGUCGUCAGGUCUCAUUAAAAUUUUGGGAUGUCAAUAGAAGAAUGGAAGUUAAUACUCUCAAACAAAAUUUUGCAACAAAAGCUCUUUGUGUAGGUACAGCAAACUAUUUUUAUGGAACAGCGGCAUUGUACUUUUUCAGAUGCACGCCAUCAUCAUGUUAUAAUAAAGAAUUGUUGACAUCUUAUUAUUACCUAUCUAUGCAAGAUUCUCAAAGUGUUAGAGCAAUGACCUCUUUCGGAUCGAUGACAUAUGUGUUGGUUACCGGUAGGUCGUCGAUAAAAAUUUUUACCAUUAAAGAUACAUUUGAUAUGAAGAAAAAGAGUUCCCUAGAGAUACAAACACCACGUCGUCUACCAAAUUUAUCAGAAAAAAUGACUGCAGACACACGAUUUUAUGUGUUUGAAGAUGAAACAGUUAUUUGUAUAGGCCAAAAUCUGUUAUAUUUCAUCAUCAAAAAUUCAAAAUGUUGGAUAUCACACAACAUGGAAGCGACAUUUCGUCGGAAAGUAACGUCUGUUAUGUAUCAUGCAGAUCUUUUACUGAUUGGUCUAGAUCAAGGGAUAUUAUACAUGUAUCAUGUAAACAGAUCUAGAGAAUUCAAUUCAUUUGAUUUCUUUAAAAAUUCAGUACCAAGAAUUAUUAAUUUUCAAUGUGAUACACCAAUUGUUGAUUUUGCAGUAAGUCAACUAUCUGAAAAUCCAAUCAUCAUAGCAGCUUCUGAGAAAAAAAUAUGGAAAAUAUGUUCCUUAGAAAUAACAUCACCUUAUCGUGAAAUUGUUCGAAUAGAAGGAUUAAAUCAUUUUUAUAAAUAAUUUGUAAUACAGAUGUUCAUAGAUAAACAUUUAUAUAGAAAAUUAAUUUUGAGUUAUGAAG
Messenger RNA from Chelonus insularis, 1505 nucleotides. RefSeq lists its product as uncharacterized. Gene Ontology annotation, molecular function: protein binding. Lineage: Eukaryota; Metazoa; Arthropoda; Insecta; Hymenoptera; Braconidae. The record is from RefSeq and is a predicted model, not a curated record. The coding region runs from base 65 to 1444 and encodes 459 amino acids. The transcript has 7 exons.